This is a messenger RNA of Pyricularia oryzae 70-15, 1826 nucleotides long. RefSeq lists its product as uncharacterized. The record is from RefSeq and is a predicted model, not a curated record. The transcript is spliced from 2 exons. NCBI's taxonomy places the organism in Eukaryota, Fungi, Ascomycota, Sordariomycetes, Magnaporthales, Pyriculariaceae. Bases 183 to 1199 code for a protein of 338 amino acids.
UCUCCGUGCAUUUUGUAGCCAACUGUCCAUGAUUGCAUUUAUCUUUCGUAAAGUGCUCGAGCAAAUCUGGACACAAAUCGUUUGGAAAACGGUCAUUCUCAUUCAACCGGGUAAUCGCCCACGAGGAAAUUAGAUCAGAAACCACGGACAAGUAAAUCGGCAAGAACAGCUAGCUGUUGAUCAUGUCCGGGAUUCGGAGAGCAAGCCAUGCCGGCAGUUGGUACACACACAGCUCAUCCAAGCUCAACACCGAACUCGAUGAAUGGCUCUCCGAGGUACCCGACAAGAUCAAUGAGAGCGACGUCCCUAUCAAAGGUGCGAGCGUAAUUAUUGCACCUCAUGCCGGCUAUAGCUACUCGGGACCUUGCGCCGCCUGGGCCUACAAGGUCUUUGACGUCAGCGCCGCAAAGCGUAUCUUUGUACUUGGGCCCUCACAUACGUACUAUCUUUCCGGCUGCGCCCUGACGACCUACGCUACCUACGAAACGCCGCUCGGCAACCUCCGGGUGGACCUUGACACGAUCAAGCAGCUCCGAGACACGGGCAAGUUCAAGGACAUACCGCGCGACAACGAUGAGGACGAGCACAGCCUAGAGAUGCACCUGCCGUACCUGGCCAAACGGCUGACGCAGACGUUUGGUGGCGGCAGCGAUGGCGACGGCGACGCCUCGUGGCCGCCCGUGGUGCCCAUCCUGAUUGGCGACAACAAGCGAGACGCGGAAAAGGCCUUUGGAGAGCUGCUGCUGCCGCACCUGCGUGACCCAGACAACGCCUUCAUUGUCAGCUCCGACUUUUGUCACUGGGGUAACCGGUUCAGCUACACCAAGUACACUGCCGACGGCACCGUCGAGGGCGUAAGGAGCCUCGGCAGGGCGGACCGGAACUUGCCGGUCCCGAUACACGAGGGCAUCCGGGUGUUGGACCACCUGGCCAUGGACGCCAUCGAGACCGGAAGUCAUGACGCAUUUUACGAUAACCUCAAGGCGACCGGGAACACGGUCUGCGGGCGUCACCCGAUCGGUGUCGUCAUGGCUGCGCUGGAGAUGCUAAAGAAGGAGAGGGCUGGUGGUGAUGGAGCCGCGUCAGGUUCCAAAAAGGGGGACGGUGUGUUUACCUUUGUCAAGUAUGACAGGAGCAGCCUUGUCGAGAAUGUCAGCGAUUCCAGCGUCAGCUACGCUGCGGCUUACGCGGUGAUUUGAAGCGAUGACUUGGGGUGCAAGAGUUGAGUCAUUUUGCGAAGUUGGUUGUGCUCGAUCGCUGGCAUUUAUUUUUUAUAUUUUUUAUGGGAGAUCAAUCAAAAUCCCAUUCCCUUAUACAUUGUGCCUCAUCUUCAAGAAUAGCGUCGCGGGUUUCGAAGACAAGGGGACUUAUCGGGAUAAGCCGCUGUAAUACUACUAGUUCUGGUAGAACGGUGGGUAGAUCAGGGAUGACAUUUGCCAGAAGUUUGUUUGAGGAGAUGGAGAUCAAUUCUGGAGCACGAAAGAAAACCCCCCCCCCCGGCUAUAGAUCAUAAAUAGUUCGCGGCGAUUGUAAGGCAACCUCAGGCUCCUUGACCCGAUGCAGCGAAUUUUGCCGUCGAGCCGAUAGGGGGUUUUCCGAUUGGGGUCUACCGAUAUUAUUACAUCCGGUAUGCAAAUCCACCGACGGCACAAUACCCAAGAUGAUGGAUGUUUGUUUAUUAGGUAAGAUUAAGAUUGCUGAGUAUCCAAGCUUGCUAAGGCGUCUAUUUUCUUUACUUUUCCCAUAGGCUAGGCUAUAUUAGCAAAUUGUAGGAUUUAGCUUGUUCGCCUUAGACUCAGCCCUUGACUUCUUUUGAAGCUAGCCGA